This is a messenger RNA of Trichobilharzia regenti, 6431 nucleotides long. The record is from the annotation of a GenBank genome assembly. NCBI's taxonomy places the organism in Eukaryota, Metazoa, Platyhelminthes, Trematoda, Strigeidida, Schistosomatidae.
ACUUCAAGCCUCUAGCUUGAAGCCGUAUGUCCCACUAGGUACGUGAAGGAAUAAAAAACUUAUCGGGAUAGAUUUUUCAUGCACCUAACUAGGAGACACACCUUUCAUGAGAGAGCUGAUGAUACUGACAAGUUUUCCAUACAGAACUAGGCGAAUUGGCACUCGGACCUGUGACUCCUCAGCUGGAAACCAAGUGCUCAAGCCAAUUAGCCACAUCUCCACGCAGGAAAAAUGUAUCGUAAGUGAAAAAGUAGUACAUAUGUGAGAAUUCAAGUAACAGAUAAUAUGGUUGUUAUGUUUUGUUGUAUUGUUAAACAUGGGGAGAGAAUAAUGUUUCUCCAUGGAAAUUUCUUAAACCAAGUGACAAUUUUUUCACAUUCUGAGCUUCCCUUAAAUUUCGGAGGCUGUCCAGUAUAUAUUCAAUAAAUACAUGUUAGGCUGCCGCAGAAUGUAUAUGUAGCCUCUGGUGGCUUUACGAGUGUUAUAAAUCCAUUACACUAUUACACAGCUCUCAACCAAAUAUGCAUGCAUAGAACUGAGACUAUAGUCCAAGAAUAGCAUUCCUGACUGGUUAUCUUAAUUUUGAAUGUAGUUUAAUAUCAUUUAUCUUCUCUGAUACCUCCAAAGCCUCAGGAUGGUCGGGGGUGGGUGUCUUGCGCUGCGGGUUGGCCACCCCUCCGUACACCUCUUGAAAUACUCCCAUAUGACCGGGCGUCUUACAUAGCCUCUCCUGAGGAAGUCCUACUCACUGCCUUCACGUGGCGGAGGUGUUUUUCACCAAAGUGAGAGGGCAAAAGCGGAUGCCCGGCGCUCUUCACCGGGUUGACUGUCCAUUGGAUGACAGUCUAGGGGAGAUGUCUAAACCCUGAUUCCAAACCUCCAACGACUGGCGUAUGAAGCUCACCGGCAGACGUAUGGACAAAGGGCUUAUUGGAUGCCCUGGAUGACUGGCCCCAUUCAAAAAGGCGAAUGAACCGGACUCCGGUCACCGGCUCCCAAUGGAUAGUGGACUCCCUACUCCACUCCUACUGCCUUGUAGGUCACACUUGGUUGUGUAAAGGCUAGAGCUGCACUCUCAAACAAAAGGCCGAGCGAUGCUGGGGACAUCACUCGUACCCAAUUCCCAUGAAACUUCAUGGUUCAUGAAGCCGGCUCAUCCUCCCGUAGGAGAUAGCCGAAGUAAAGUAAAGUAAGUAUACCUUAUACUGGUGUGAAUAAUCUGUUAAACAAGUGGUGGGCCAAAUAGAAGAAUGUCGUAGUGGUUUUAAGUUUUUGGGAGCUCAUUCUUUUACAACAGUGACGCUUUAACUCCAGACUGUUUUUUCAGGCGAUACAGUUGUCUGAAUUCAAUGAUGCUCAAUCAAAUUUGGUUCGCUCGGUGAAUAGCCUAACAGAACUGUGCACAAAAAUGCAUCACUUCAAAGUAUCACAUUUCGAAGAAGCAACGAAAUAAACAUUGAAUAGAGAUGUAUGAGAGAGAGAGAAUUAAAUGAUAUCGUUUACAUCUACUCCAUUGCAAGCCACUUUUAGUCAUAUCACGGUAUCACGGGCUACUGAUUCUUAACAUGUUGAAGAACGUAACCAGGUUAUCUGCACUUUGCUAUGUGACUGACACCAGCAGUCAUGGAUUGGUUACAUGUUUUGCUCUGAUCACAUUUAACUCUUCCAGCUCAAACUUUCUUCAGGUGAGAUCGCUCAUCAACGAAAGUGGGGGCUUGGAAUAUGUAGUGCAUGUUCCAGAUAUAUCGAUCGGUGAAACUGCAUACUAUCCUUAUCCAACACUUAGUGUAUAACUAGCAUUACCGACUGUAUUGUACUACCUAACACAAGCGGUUGAAUGCAGACAUAUAUAGUCAAAAACUGUCAACCUCUUCAUACCCCACAACUUUAGCGGUCGUGUCUCAGCUUAGUUAUUUGUUAAGUAUAGACCUUAUGUUUUCAUCAAAAUAACUACACUUGAAUUUUAUGUGUAUACAUACAUUCAAAGCUCAAAAUGCAAGAGAUUAGGUUAGUGAUAUAUGCUGUUCAUUUUAAAGAUGUUCAGACGUUGAAAGCUCUUGUUCUUUUCAAGAGACUUCAAGAUGUGUUUCUUUGCUAACUUAGGUCAUCUCUGGCGUAGGCAUGGUAUCCGGUUAUCGACCAAAGGAUGUGUUUACUGUAAAGCAGUUGUCUCUGUGAUUUAUGGCUGUGAGACAUGGCCAUUGAGAAUGAUGACCUGUGAAGGCAGAUGCCUACAUUCUGUCUCCCGUGUUAAGUGAUAUAUAGCAAUAUUAAAGUUAGACAUAGUGUUAGGCAAGGAGGGCAACUCAAUAAGACUGUGAAGCUAUAUCAGUCGAGAUAGCUAAGACACUUGUUAUGCAUGACAAGUCAACACCUUCCUCAUCCAGCAGUGUUAGUGACAUACGGUUAGGUUGGAAAAGAUUUAGGAGUGGCCAAACCAAGAUAUAGAGUCAAUCUAUGAAGUCUCUGGCUAUUCGUUUGAGCCGCAUAAUGUGUGGACUGCUUGUGUGGGAUCUCCGAGAUGAUAACAACUAAUGACUUGAGACUUUCGGUGAUGUGGCAGUCGGUUGGGGAUUAAGCGGAGACUAUGCAUAGAUAACAACGGGUAACUCCAUUCUUUCUUCUUCUAACGGAUCUGUUCAGACGGACUGCACACAUACGACUAUAUACUGGGAUCUAGUCAAAGGAUGAUAUUUCUACCCUAACACUCGAUGCUAUUCCUACACUUGCGAGUCCUCGCAAACUAGCUGAGGAGUCUCCUGAUACCCUUAAGGUGAAUUUCGCAGAUUUACUUUGUUGGCCGGGUUGGGUUAAGUAAAUAACUACACUCUAGUCUUGUAUGCUUGUCUCUGAGACACAACAUACAUCCGUGGCUCAAGAUGCUGGAGUUCUAGCUAGUAAUGCUUGUUGUCCGAUAUGGAAGAGGGGCCUGACGUUAAAUACUCCAAUAUAAAGUUGGUGGCGUGGCUUUAAGAGGCUGUCGUGGGUAUUUUUCUGGCUCAUCGUUAUUUGUGGUCACAGAAUGAAAUAAAGAUGACUAGUCAGCCUGCACAAUAGUACUGAUAGUAGUAGGAAAGCAAGAUGAUUAGGGUGACAGGUAUAGAAGAAGGAGGAUGAUCAUGAGGGCUCCAUGUGCUUUUGAAAGUGUGUACAUGGUUGUUACUUCCCGUCUGCCCACACCGUAGAAGUUGAUUUAUUCUUGGGGUACCUGAAAGAGAAAGAGAAUCAGUGUUUCGUGACCACGAAGCCCUGGUGACAACCGCUUGAGGUCGUUUACACACGGCCUGUCUAAACUGGCUUUUAGGUUUGGUUCCGUAUUAGUAACUACGUUGAAACCAGUCAGUAGUCACCACCUUAUACGGACCACCGUAGGGUAAGUCGGGAUGUAUAAUUCUUGGAGUCUACUUUUUCUAACCCCUCUCUCCAGAGUGGAGACACCGCAUAGCUGGCUUACUAGUCAUCUGAGGGAAAUACCCUGUUCCCAUGCAGUACGACUUUGCUCACAGACCGUCAGCAUAUUGUAAAAGAUCUUACACUAUGCCGGUAACUGUUUUUAGUCUAAUUGCUAUCCUAACAAUCUUUCUGGCAUGUUAGAACAUGCAGGAACAUUAGUUCCAUCCGGUGUAGCUUGUUGGGUCAUUGCAAUCUGCAAGCCCGACCACCACUUCAAAGUAGCAGCUGUCGGUCGAAACAACUCUGAGUACCUUUAGCAGUGUAAAAAAAUCUUUCUUAAAUAGCCCAGGAAAGACUAAGGGAAAUGAGUAGAGAAGGACAAAUAGAAUACAAAAAUUAAAAAAAACUGUGAAGUUAGUAACUGAGUGGCGUCAAACUGUCUUAACUUCCUUACAUAGAAAGUUAAACGAAAUCUCUUUCUAGAAAAUAACAUGAUGUGGGAAGACAAGGAAAGAUCAGAGAAUACACACUAUGAUAUGUUUAACAUUCGAUUUAGUUCCAACUUCAGUGCCAUCUAUGAUAGUGGAACCAUGUGAACUAAAUAGUUCCCUCUUUUCUGGACUUACUACCGAGUAGACAAGGUUUAAGAGUGAGUUUGCUGGGAAUUAAACCUGAACAUUCUGUGUGAGUGGCGGACAUUCUACCAUUGAACAACCGAUGGAUCAAUCUGACUAAAGUAUCUAAGGUCAGGAUCAUGUAAAAACAAAGUUGAGCACAGGUAAUAUAAGCUUUAGAAAACUAAGCAAGUUUCAGGCCCAGGAGAGGGUGCUUUGAUUAAGUACCAACACUUUGAUAGGUUCCGGAAAAUGCAUUACUAAUAUUCACUACUUUUCAUAGUGACUUUUAAUCCUCUACCGAGAAAUGUUAUAGCAAUUUCCCACGUUGAAGUGCGUAAGUUUGUUAGUUUGGUUUGAUACCCUAACUUCAUUAUGUACAAAACUUCUCCGAUAUAUCUAAGAAAUCCCAUGGUACAAAAGUUAAUAUAUUUUUGCUAUACGGUGGCCACAUCUGACUUCACUAGCGCCUUUCAUCUUCGUACGAUUUCCUGUUUUUGUCUUUUCUGACAGUGUUUCGAUUUUUUAUUUUGUCCAUAUCACUUAGUCUGCUUAAGACAUGUUCAUCAUUGUUACACAGAUUAUAUUGAAUCUGUAAAUACUUUUUUUACCCAGAUAGACAGUUACUUUUAAUCAUUUGAAACAGGUUGCUGCUGUCAAAUGUUGAUAGAAAUCAGGUUUAGGUGUAGGGUGAUAAGCAAAAAAGCUAACUCAUUAUUAUAUGUCAAGGGAUGGGUCAAUACCUCGGAGUCAUUGUGUUUAUUUUAGUACUGUUGCCUUCGUUACUAACGUUACCACUGAUCUAAUGUGAAAUUAGACUGUAUCAAAGUGUCCCACUCUAACAGAAACGACUUAAUGUUUCAAUGCCUGCAUCUUCUUCCGGUUUUAAGACUAAUUUACAACUCUAUGGUUUUAACUUUAAAAAAAAAUAAACUUAGGAAUUGAGGAAUGUUUGUACAGGUCAACCCAAAAGGGUUUUAUUUUCUCUUUACGUUUAUUAUCAACUGGUAUAUAAUUGGAAGCAGACUCACCGCCUUUUCAAAGUCUUACUCCAUUAUUUCUUGAUUUAUCUUCUUAAUAACAACUACUCAUCCGAAGUACUGUUGGUUCCUCGUCAACUAGUCAUAAUUUAAAGUUCCGUUAUACGCCUUACCAUCUUCUGCCUAAUGGCGUCUAAUGUAUUUUAAUUACAUGAUGAUUGGCAAUCUCGAGGAAAAAUUACAAGUGUUAUAAAGAUUAAAGACUGUUCGCAAUAGUUCAUUUAAUCUCUGAAUCGUCUUACAGAAUGAAUUUCUAGUGACAAUGACUUCAGAAAAUUUUAGUCGGUUACUUUCUCAACAGGCUUCUGACAUUGAAGCUACUGAACGAGAAAUUACCAAGUUGGAAAAAUUUAAGUCAGAUUAUGAAUCUGUAAGCAACAAAAUUCAAGAGUUGCAGAAAUCAGUUUAUAAAGAAGCAUAUAUCCCAUUCAGUCGUAGAGCAUUAGUUCGAGGUCGUCUAAUCCAUACAAAUGAAUUGUUGGUUUAUCUUGGUGGAACAGAUGAUUAUUUUGCUGAACUGUCUGUUUACGAAACAGUUCAACUUCUCAAUCGUCGUAUAAAACAAUUAGAAGUGAAAUUAGAUGGAUUAAAUAAACAAAAAACGCUGUUAACUGAUAGAAUUGCUUAUACAAAAGAUUUAGUUUCACAAAAAUCAGUUUCUGUAUCGAAGAAUUCUAGCACUCCGUCAACAGCUGAUCCUAUUUCAGAAUCAUUGGAAAAUGAAAAAGAAAUCGAAAUCAGAGAAGAGUACGAUUCAGAUGCUGAGAUUGAAUGGAAAAAGAAACAUUCUCUCAGUCGAAAACAGGAACGCCUUAAAAAUGCAUCACAGUCCUCUCCGGUGCUUACUACUCGUAAAGUUUCUUUCGAUCUAUCGGAUCAAGUUUUUGAAGAUAAAACUUCCGAUUCAGAAAAAUCACCUACUUCUGAGUCUGAAUUUGAAGAUAAUAACCUAUCGACUAUAUAUUUUAAACAUUCAGGUAUACCUUCAUUAGUCCCGAGAAGGAAAGUUGUCGACCUUUCUACUCUAACUGUUGCAGAAGCUGUGAAUCUCGCCGAUGGGCUGUGUAAAAUACAAAGUGGUAGUAAAAUAUUUUCAGUAGAACCAUUCCGUGAUAUAUGUGAACGAGCACCAACUGCGCUAACAGAGCCAAAUACUUCUUCGUCUACUGUAAACACUGAGAAAAAACGAUGUUCCCAGUUCCGUUCAUCUCGUAUUAGAGAUUCUAAACUUCCAUGAGUUUUCAGGAUUCUUCAAUGUUAUGGAUAGUGCAUUGUAAAAAUCCACAAGAUUCUUAUUUUUGUAUUGCAUCAUGAUUUAUUUACAGCACCGAAAAAAAAAGAAACGUAUGAUCUUUUUCAAUAAUAAAUGCAUUUUAGUGAUGUU